CGUCUGAAGGAGGAAGGGAGGAGUGGCAAGCUUCGCGGUGGUGGCCAGACUGCUCCGGUUUACCGCCUUCGGAACGCCAAACGUCAAACUCCCACCUCUCCCCUCGCUGACAUCCUCAAUCGCCCCGCGGCCGUGAAUCCUCGGCACCACCGACGUUCCAAAUCCGCUGGUGGCAGCAAGGCGGUCUGGUUGGAGCAUAAGGAGGUCUUUGCUGCGCCGCUGGGCACCAUACUGACGCCCUCAAUCAAGGCGCGCAAGUCGGCCACUCAGUUUGAGCUCAAGGACACCCUGGUGGCGACUGACUACCUGCUGCAUCACCAAACCACCGAUCCUGAGGGCAACGUGGAAACGCAACUUUUUAAGGGCUCCAUUUUGCCUACGGCCGGCGGGGGCUCUGCUGUCAUCUUCAAUGAUGUCGAGGAACUGCGACAGAAAUCCCCCCUGAGGAUUAGCCUGUGA
Messenger RNA from Dibothriocephalus latus, 459 nucleotides. The record is from the annotation of a GenBank genome assembly. NCBI's taxonomy places the organism in Eukaryota, Metazoa, Platyhelminthes, Cestoda, Diphyllobothriidea, Diphyllobothriidae.